Molecule: messenger RNA, 1526 nt
Organism: Polyodon spathula (Mississippi paddlefish)
Lineage: Eukaryota; Metazoa; Chordata; Actinopteri; Acipenseriformes; Polyodontidae
Product: fibroblast growth factor 1-like
Exons: 3
Coding region: 428-886 (152 amino acids)
Biological process (GO): positive regulation of gene expression; cell differentiation; regulation of cell migration
Cellular component (GO): cytoplasm
Molecular function (GO): growth factor activity; fibroblast growth factor receptor binding
Source: RefSeq, a predicted model, not a curated record
AGUGGGUAAGAGUUAAUGUUUACUAAGGAUAUAACUUUUCAUACCUGGCUCUAGGACUAGGAGGCAACUCCCAACUUAAAUAAGCAGUUUUGUACUCCCUGCUCCCUUACUUUCAAUCAAAUAAGCAUGGGGCUGUUUAGGUUAAAGAGACAAACCAGCACAAGUAUUUUCAUACCCCCUCCUCGCCCCCCUCCUCGAGCACACAAACACAUUUUCAUUUCAUUUGGAGAACAGCUUGCAGAUUAACAAACACAAAUCGUUUCACAGAAAUAAAAAAUAAAAAACAUUUAAAAAAAUAUACACUUGUUUGGGUAAGUGGAAGAGGAAAUGACAGUCCCCGUUUCUGGAUAAUGGUACGUGCCUCUUGAAUGAUUUACAGACUUGAAGAUUGAUUCACAGGACAGGGCUCUAAGAGAGACACUGUAAGAUGGCUGAAGGGAAAGUAACAGUGCUCACAAUCCUGCCGGAGAAAUUCAACCUCCAUCUCGAGAAUUACAAGAAACCAAGCCUGCUGUAUUGUUACAAUGGAGGCUAUUUCCUGCGAGUACUUCCUAAUGGGGCAGUAGAUGGCACCAGAGACAGAAGCGACAAACAUAUUCAACUGCAGGUCACUGCCGAGAAUGUAGGAGUGGUGUCCAUAAAGGGAGUAGAAGCUGGGAGAUAUUUAGCAAUGAGCACAGAUGGACAGCUGUGCGGAUCAACACUUACAGAUGAAUGCUUCUUUCUGGAAACGCUAGAAGAAAAUCAUUACACCACUUACAAAGCCCAGAAAUACCAAGACAGAAACUGGUACGUGGGAAUCAAGAAGAAUGGAAGCUGCAAGUCUGGAGAAAAGACUCACAUUGGACAGAAGGCUAUUCUCUUCCUCCCUCUUUCAGCCAGCUGAGAUUAGUCAAAUGGACCACUGGAACCAGGGGCCAGCAGCAGCCUGAAAAUAAGUGCUGUUCUAUUAAAUACAGUGUAAUGUUUCUCCUUCAACACAAACACAUACAGAUCAAUAAAAUAUCAUUACUAGGACACUAUCGCUAUGGACCAAUCACAGGUAAGGGAAGAGGAAAUGCUCAACAUUCUCAGAGAACAGCAGCAUGGUCUUUAAGAAGGCAAGGUGCAUGGGUGUCCUGUCGCAGUUGAUAGAACACAGUUUCAUUUCAGUUUCAUGGUCUGACAUUGCCUGCUUGCCAUUAAAAUCCACAAUUUAAACAAAGAAGCAUGGAAUGUACUGGUUUUACGAUGGACCGACAUUUUUUACUGUGCAUUACCAUGGAAACAUUUAGCAGAUUUGCAUUGUGCUCUUCUACACUUUAUUAUAUUUUUAGUCACAUAGUAUAUCACACUAAACAUGUAUAACAGGGGAGCCAGGCUUAAUUCCCUCUAAAGGCUCUGUUGGAACCAUAUGUACCUGCAGUUUGUCUUUGAGUUAUAUACACAUAGUAUAGUAUACAUAUAGUUUGAUAAAACUAGCAAGCCUGUGCCUCAGGUGUGAGUACAUCCUUUAGGUGUGGGUUUAUACCAUCAUCAUUUUCAAU